AUGAAGAUGCCUGAGGAACAUUGUUGCUCUUUGUUCUGUCUGUUAACUAACCCAUCUCCUCUCUCUCCAGCUACCCCCUCCCCGUUAGAGAAGACCAGGUAUGACGCAUCUCUAGGCCUCCUGACCCAGAAGUUUGUCCAGCUGCUGGCCCAGUCCAGUGACGGGGUGGUGGACCUGAACCUGGCCGCGGAGUCCCUCAAGGUGCCGAAGAGACGUCUCUAUGACAUCACCAACGUCCUGGAGGGGGUGCAUCUCAUCAAGAAGAAGUCCAAGAACAACAUCCAAUGGAUGGGCUGCAGCCUGUCUCCAGAGGGAGUGGCCAGGGUCCAGACCCGUGUCUCUGUGGGUAAAGAGCUGCUGGAGUUGACCCAGGAGGAGAAGAGACUGGAUGAACUCCUACACAUCUCUACACGCAUCAUCCAACAGAUGUCUAAAGACACACCCACAAGGAAGUUUGCAUACAUAUCGUAUGAGGAUGUGAAGAGGAUUCCUAGUCUGAAGGACCAGACGGUCAUUGUGGUCAAAGCCCCUGCUGAAACCAGACUUGAGGUGCCAGACCCUGCAGAGAGUCUCCAGGUCCACCUGAGCAGUACCCAGGGUCCAAUAGAUGUCUCCCUAUGCUCUGAUGACCACGCCCCCUCCACGCUGAACAACGUGGCACUGAAUGGAAACGGACAUCCUUCUUCAUCGUAUGUCAAUGGAAACUCCUCUUUGUCCGUCCUCAAGGUGUCACAAGGGGGUAAUAACUCCACUGAUAACGCCAGUAUCAGUUUCUCCAACGCCCUGUCCAGGCUCCCAGCAUGCUCAGCAGUGACAGUGACCCCGGUCUCCCUCCUCCACCUCCAGGAUGUCGACCAGGAGCCCUUUGUCUCCCUCUCUCCCUCCCUCCUCUUUGAGGAGGACGACUACAUGCUCAGCCUGGGGGAAGACGACUUGUUGUCCUACGACCUGGACCAGCUUCCACUUGAAGACCUGCUCUGUAACUGAGUGAAAUGGAAACUCAGCGGCCAUUUUGGGGAUUUUGAUUUUUGAGGCAUGUUAUUGGCCAGAUUUAUGGCCCAAAUGUGAUAAUUUACAGUAUAGUCAACUGUUGUAUCCUAUAGCCCAGUGGUUUCAUCAGCUGUAGCUCAGCAGCCAUUUUGGAGCAAUGGUUUUUCUUGACAUUCUAGACUGCAUCGCUCAUAGAGGACCUGCUGUGACAUUGAAUGUGAAAAUACAUGUUUUGUUUUUUUUGGUAUAGAUUUCAUCGAAGGAAGUAAGACUAUGUUGCCAUCCGGACAAAUGUGUCAGGCCAGCACAAACACAAACUGUCUAGAGGGGAGAAUUCUGUGGCUGAACAAACAGACAAACCCCUUCUCAAAGCCUUGUUUUUCUGAUUUGACCUGCGCUGACAGGCAAACCAACAUUCAAUCACUCACUCCCCAUAGCAGACCGUUACGUCUUCUUGAUGUACUGUUCUCGUCUGUAAACACAGAUUGUCCCUAAACAGAGAUGGGUUAUGGGUAUUAACCUCUGGACACAGAUUCUUACCCAUCUCUUCCGUUGUGUGACUGUUAUCUGUCAACUUGUGUUUUAAUAAUGUGAUGUAGUGAAACCUACCCGGCUAGGUCCUGGUUCUCGGGUUCACAAGAAGCGAGCAGACCUGAUAUCUAGGCCCCAGGAUGGUGAGGUCUGCCUGGAUGUCGAUGGACUCACUGGUAUUGUUAGGAUAACCAGAGUAUGUAGUAAAAGAUGGCCCUGGGUUUGCAUCCCAAAUCGCACCCUAUUCCCUAUAUAGUGCACUACUUUUGAUCAGAGCUCUGUUCAGAAGUAGUGCACUAUACAGGGAAUGGGGUGCCAUUUGGGGUCAUCAUUUUCCUACACACUUGCUGUAUUUUUAUUUUUAUUUAUUUUUGGGGAGUGUGUGUGUCAUAUUGGUUGUUUGUUCCCUACUGCCACCCGUAGCCUCUGCUGAUUCCUGUAUAUUGAAGCAAUGUUCCUCCUUACCACCAGUAAAACACACACACACACCACCGUGCACGCAGACAAGCCCCUCAUCUUGUUUCAGCCACUGGAGCCAUCCUUCCAGCCAUUACUUAUUGACUAGUGUUAUGAACCAACUCCUUCGUGUUCGUUUCUCAGUUUCUUUUUCCUUUAAAUACAUGUUGCUUCGUUCAAAUGUAGAAGUGGAUGUUUUAUUACUAGAUGUUGUGAGUUAAAAAUUUACAAAACUCCUUCGUCCAAUCAUUAAGGAUCAAUACCCCUAACACAUCAUUAACCCAUUGAUGCAAAUGUAUAUCAACUUUUUGAUUUUUCCUUUUUGAUUGGUAUACCAAUGUUUAACUUUUUGUAUUUUUACCCGAUCAUACUACUAACCCAGCGGUUCCCGAAACUCUGUCACCGCGACCUCAAGGGCUGCAUAGCCGAUUCAAAUGAUCAAAGCUGGAUGAUUAUUUGAGUGAGCUGUGUAGUGCUAGGGCAAAAACCAAAACGUGCACCCCCCCUUGGAGUCCCGACGACCGAGUUUGGGGGAAACCCUUUACUAACCGCUAAUGCUGAAAUAUAUUCAGAGUUUGGGGAAACCCUUUACUAACCUCUAAUGCUAAAAUGUAUUCAGAGUUUUUGAGCAUCGCUUGUCUUUGAGGAAUGAACCUGAUUUUAGAUGAGCGCUUUAUUAAAUCGCACCCUUAUGCCCUUUUUGUAGCAUACGACCUUUGACCUGAACCCUAUGGUCUCUGGUCGAGGGUAGUGCACUACGUAAGGAAUAGGGUACCAUUUGGUGAUGGCCUGGCUACCGGUCUGGGUGAUGGCCUGGGUACCGGUUUGGGUGAUGGCCUGGCUACCGGUUUGGGUG
This is a messenger RNA of Salvelinus fontinalis (brook trout), 2833 nucleotides long. Its product is annotated as transcription factor E2F3-like. Gene Ontology annotation, biological process: regulation of transcription by RNA polymerase II. The transcript has 6 exons. Bases 1 to 987 code for a protein of 328 amino acids. Lineage: Eukaryota; Metazoa; Chordata; Actinopteri; Salmoniformes; Salmonidae. Gene Ontology annotation, molecular function: RNA polymerase II cis-regulatory region sequence-specific DNA binding; DNA-binding transcription factor activity, RNA polymerase II-specific; protein dimerization activity. The record is from RefSeq and is a predicted model, not a curated record. Gene Ontology annotation, cellular component: RNA polymerase II transcription regulator complex.